AUGGGCGGUAUGCUCGCUGGAGUGUAUGCUGGACUGUACCCGGAGCGUAUCAAGUCACUGACUAUGGUGUGUCCAGCGGGUAUCUCAAUGCCCAGGAAGAGCGCAUUACUGAAAAUGCUCGAGGAUUCAGGACGGAACUUGCUGCUUGCACACACAGCCGACGAUCUAGUCGAGAUGAACAACCAUCUCAGCUACGAUCCACGUAAAAUUCCGCAUGUCUUUUUAAAUAUGAUUGCGUCCGAACGGGAGAAGCAGUUGCCAGUGUUGGAGAAGAUUGUCCACGAUUCGUUGCAGAACCCGACGGUGUUGGAGGAUUUGUUGCCUGACAUUCGUGCCAAGACGUUGGUGAUGUGGGGCAAGCACGAUCAAGUUCUGGACGUCUCGACAGGUGCUGCUAUUUGA
Molecule: messenger RNA, 402 nt
Organism: Phytophthora infestans T30-4
Lineage: Eukaryota; Oomycota; Peronosporomycetes; Peronosporales; Peronosporaceae
Exons: 2
Coding region: 1-402 (133 amino acids)
Source: RefSeq, a predicted model, not a curated record